Telopea speciosissima is the source of this 3390-nucleotide messenger RNA. RefSeq names its product nucleolar protein 14. Lineage: Eukaryota; Viridiplantae; Streptophyta; Magnoliopsida; Proteales; Proteaceae. Gene Ontology annotation, biological process: maturation of SSU-rRNA. The record is from RefSeq and is a predicted model, not a curated record. The coding region runs from base 90 to 2951 and encodes 953 amino acids. Gene Ontology annotation, cellular component: nucleolus; Noc4p-Nop14p complex; small-subunit processome. The transcript has 15 exons.
AGAAGGGUUCUCAAUACGCUUCCUGCAAAACCCUAAGCCCCAAGUCUUCUCAAUCUUCUCUGCCUCAAUCGUUUUCCCCUCAAAACGUAAUGGCAAAAACAAACGCUAAUAACAGUAAUGCCAAUAAGAAGAAGAAGAAGAGCUCGACCAAGAAGUUGCUCUCAGCCCCAAACGCCAAGGCCAUGAUUGCGAAACCUGUGAAGCUAAACCCUUUUGAAACUCUCUGGUCCCGCAGGAAAUUUGAUAUACUCGGCAAGAAACGGAAAGGUGAGGAGAAACGAGUCGGUUUGGCUCGUUCUCGCGGUAUUGAAAAGAGAAAAAGUACUUUAUUGAAGGAAUAUGAACAAAGCAACAAAUCUUCUGUAUUUAUGGAUAAGCGUGUUGGUGAACAAAAUGAUGCUCUUGGGGAAUUUGAUAAGGCUAUCUUACGUUUCCAACGCGAGCGACAGUUAAAUUUGAAAAGCAAGAAAAACAAAUUUAAUCUAUCUGAUGGAGAGGAGGAUGAUUCUGCAAUGGAAGGUGGUGGUUCAUUUUCAGCAAGGGAUGAUUUUGAUGAUGAAAUGUUGUCAGAUGAUGAUGGCUAUGCAGCUGAGACAAAGAGGAAUUCAUCCAUUAUGAAAAAAGUCAAUGCUCUUAACCCACAUGAUCCAUUGGAAACUAGUUCAAUGGGAGGAGAGGAAAAGAAGCACAAAAGCAAAAAGGAGGUAAUGGAGGAGAUUAUCUCAAAGAGCAAACAUUACAAGGCUGAAAAAGCAGUGCAAAAGGAAGAGGAUGAACAGUUUAUGGAACAGUUGGAUAAAGAUUUCACAGCCUUACUACAGUCUGAGGUGUUGUCAUCCUUGACUCAACCAAGCAAAAUUAAUGCAUUGAAAGCCCGUUUGAACAAGAGCAAUUCAAAUGAGCCUAUGAUGAAGAGUGAAUUAUGUGGUACACCUAGCAAAGGGUCUUUGAAACAGGAACAACCUGAUGCCUAUGACAAACUUGUUGGAGAGAUGGUGCUCGAUAUGCGUGCUCGGCCAUCAGACAGAACAAAGUCUCCUGAAGAGAUAGCCCAGGAAGAGCGAGAACGACUUGAGCGUUUAGAGGAAGAACGCCAGAAAAGGAUGUUUGCUGCUGAUGACUCCGGUGAUGAAGGCAGUGCUGAUCAUCAAGGUGUUGAUAAAUUAUCUGAUCAGAAGUUAAGAGCGAUUUCUGGGGAUGAUCUUGGUGAUUCCUUUUUCAAUGAAGAACCAGGCAGUAAAAAGGGUUGGGUUGAUGAGGUCCUUGAAAGAAAGGAUGCAGAAAAUCUUGGAAGUGAAGCAUCUUCAGAGGAUUCAGAAAGUGAUGAAUAUGAUAGUGAUCAGGACAAUGGAAGUGAUGAAAAUAUUCAUGAAUCUGGGGAUACUUUGUCCUUGAAGGGCUGGGAACAGAGUGAUGAUGACAAUCUCAGCACAGAUCUUGAAGAAGAAGAAGAAGAAGAAGAAGAAGAAGAAGAAGAAGAAGAAGAGGAGGAGCAGGGAAAACAAGGAGUAGAUGGCCUGGUUAAGAUGAAAGACAAGACCACAAUAGAAGUUGGGAAUAGAAAGGGAGAUCUUUUAAAUGUGGAGAGAAUGAAACCUAGUGAGGAACAUCCAGCCCGGAAGGAAGCCCUUCCGUUUGUAAUUGAAGCUCCAAGUACCUUUGCAGAGUUCUGCUCUUUAGUGAAUAAUAGGUCUGAUGCUGAAAUAGUAGAGGCUAUCAAUAGGAUUCGUGCAUGCAAUGCAAUCAGGCUUGCUGCAGAAAAUCGGAAGAAAAUGCAAGUGUUUUAUGGUGUCCUCUUACAGUAUUUUUCUGUAUUAGCAAAUGAAAAACCAUUGAAUUUCAAGCUAUUGAACUUACUGGUCAAGCCAUUGAUGGAGAUGAGUGUUGAUACCCCAUACUUUGCAGCUAUCUGUGCUCGUCAACGCCUACUUCGGAUUCGAUCCCAAUUUUGUGUGGCUAUCAAGAACCCUGAUAAAAGCUGUUGUCCUUCUCUGAAGACAUUGUUUCUAUUGAGGCUAUGGUCAAUGAUAUUUCCAUGCUCCGAUUUCCGUCACGUUGUCAUGACACCAGCGAUCUUGUUAAUGUGUGAAUAUUUGAUGCGUUGUCCUGUAAAAUCUGGUCGGGACAUUGCCAUCGGAUCUUUCUUAUGCUCCAUGGUUCUCUCCGUCACUAAACAAUCUCGCAAGUUCUGCCCGGAGGCUAUAAUAUUUCUUCAGACUCUUCUCAUGUCAGCUUUUGAUACAGAACUGGGUUCAUACCAGCAUUCCCAGUUUUAUAAUCUUAUGGAACUCAAAACACUCAAGCCCUGGCUGCGAUUACAGAAUCAUGUAUCAGAUAUUGAAGCUCUAGAUUUUCUUUCAGUGAUGAACUUGCCAGAGGACUCUCCUAUUUUUGGCUCUGACAAUUUCCGGGCCAGUGUUCUUGUUUCUGCCAUUGAAAUGUUACGGGGAUUUGCUACCAUCUAUGAAGGAUUCAACUCCUUCCCUGAAAUAUUCUUGCCUAUAUCCUCUUUAUUACACAAAGUGGCUAAACAAGAGAACAUGCCAGAUACAUUACAAAAUAAUAUUAGAGAUGUUGCUCAGUUGAUAGAGAAUAAAGUUCGUGAGCAUCACAUGCUGCGGCAACCGCUUCAAAUGCGGAAGCAAAAGCCAGUGCCAAUAAAACAACUAGUUCCGAAAUUUGAGGAGAACUAUGUGAAGGGUAGAGAUUAUGAUCCAGACCGUGAGAGGGCUGAGAAGAAGAAGUUGAAGAAACUUCUGAAACGGGAAGCUAAAGGGGCUGCCCGUGAACUACGGAAGGAUAAUUAUUUCAUAUAUGAGGUGAAGCAGAAGGAUAAUGCAUUGCAAGAAGAGGAAAGAGUCGAGAAAUACAAGAAGGCCAAAUUUUUCCUCGAAGAACAAGAGCAUGCUUUCAAAUCUGGACAGUUGGGAAGAGGCAGGAAAAGAAAAUGAUGUUUUUAGGUCUUGCCAUGACUUCUUUGGAGUUCAUUAUUUCUCAUCACUUCCAAGUACUGCCCUCAUCUUCAUGAGAUCAAGUGGCAAGGUGGGGUGCUCAAAGGCUGGGCGACUCCAUUUUUUGGCAUAACUCUUUUCAUCGGCAGAGGUUCCAUGAUAUAUUGAUAUAUACUUGGAGGUGAACAAUUACCCCAAUAACAUGUCAUGUCCAACGAAGAAGCUGAAGUUUAAGGUGCCUUUUUAUUGAGUUUCACUCGGGUGAUAGAUCAGGCACAGGGGAGAAAGCUUUGUUUUAAUGGAAGUUACCUGAAAAGCUGAUAGUUUUUCUAAAUUGUUGGCUUUUGUUUUUGUAUCACAUGACGCUUGAAAAUUCAGGGAACAACUCUUGGUCUGUAUUUGGUUGCAGCUUAGAAUGAUAUCAUUUAUUUUGAGCUCA